This is a messenger RNA of Cadophora gregata, 549 nucleotides long. RefSeq lists its product as uncharacterized. The record is from RefSeq and is a predicted model, not a curated record. Lineage: Eukaryota; Fungi; Ascomycota; Leotiomycetes; Helotiales; Ploettnerulaceae. The transcript has a single exon. The coding region runs from base 1 to 549 and encodes 182 amino acids.
AUGGACGUCUCGCUUUGCGGAGAUUGUAGCGACUUCUUUCAGAGCAAUCACCACGAUAGCUGUUACGGCGACGAGAGCUGGCGACGUUUUAAGGACAGCUUAGAUGAUGACAGACUCAUCUCUCGAGUUAUAAAGACAGCCGGUAUGGGCUGCAAUGUGUGCGAGACUGUCGUAUGCAAAUUCAGAUCUCUCAAGUCAGAUCUACUGGUCAUCGCCCAGAAGAAUGGCGAAUCCGUUAAAUUCCGAGUUGUUAUUGAGGAAUAUUACAACACAAAUCUGCAGUGGCAAGAGGAUAUCGACCGACCGUUUCUGCGGGUCUCUAUCUCUCAAGAGGAGAUCAAGUUCCGAUUGUGGCGCGUUUCAAAAACCCACGUUGCAGGCUGUGGAGUGAACGAUGACGAUAAAAGCACAGGCUCAGAAAGCAGCUUCUUAAGAGCAGAGAAAUGGUUGCGCAAGUGCAUGCACGAUCAUGUCAACUGCAACAGCGUUGAUACUCUGGGGGACUGGGCCCCUAGUCGGCUGCUCGAUAUAGGACCGGCAACGAACUAA